Molecule: messenger RNA, 1146 nt
Organism: Vigna unguiculata (cowpea)
Lineage: Eukaryota; Viridiplantae; Streptophyta; Magnoliopsida; Fabales; Fabaceae
Product: RING-H2 finger protein ATL7-like
Biological process (GO): protein ubiquitination
Molecular function (GO): transferase activity
Source: RefSeq, a predicted model, not a curated record
UGCAGUGAGAAAGAUCAUUGAAUUUGAUGUGUCUUCACAGAGUGAAUUAUUCAGUUCUCUGUCCUUACGCAACACAACAUCAUCCAUCACAUUAACAUUCACACAUCAAUAUUGGUUUUUUCUUACGUGUUUGUUGUACGUUGGAUGUUGGGUGUUGGAGUGAGUGAUGUCUGAAGGCUAUUCCUGUGGCUGCUCCGACUCCGACUCUUCGUGCGGCUGUUGGUCCACCGCCGCCAGCGCCGCCGCCGCCACCAGAUCUGAGGCUUCAACCGAACUCAGACUCUACAGAGCCUUCAUCUUCUGUGUCCCCAUCUUCUUCACUCUCAUUCUCCUCUUUCUCUUCUACCUCUUCUACCUCCGACCGCGAACCAGGCUCCAUUGGAUCACCAACUUUGGUCUUCCCAACAACGACGACGACGAUCACAACCACAAUGCCAUCUCCACUGUUGAAUUGGGCUUGAACAAGGAACUCAGAGAGAUGUUGCCCAUUAUUGUCUACAAGGAAAGCUUCUCUGUCAAAGAUACCCAAUGCUCAGUAUGCCUUUUGGACUACCAGUCAGAGGAUAGGCUUCAACAGAUUCCUGCAUGUGGCCACACUUUUCAUAUGAGCUGCAUUGAUCUUUGGCUUGCCACCCACACCACCUGCCCUCUCUGCCGCUUCUCCUUACUGACCAUAGCUAAAUCUUCCACACAGACAUCUGAUAUGCAGACACAGUCACAGAACAAUGAAGAAGCACAAGCAGUGGAAUUAUCUGAAUCAAGAUCUACUGUGCAUACAGAAACCACUGUCCUCCGCAAUGUCUCUGGAGAAGUUGCAAUCAGCGCUCCUUGCAUUGAUGUUGAAGGGCAAAAUGAGCAAGACAAUCAAUAAGAGCUAAAGAGCAUCGUGGCAUUAGAGACUCUUUAUGAUAAAUUGCCAUACUUGGAUCUUCCAACUCAGUUGAAGCUCUCCAGAGUAUGCACAACAACAAUCUGCAUAGAUUGAUACUUGAGCAAGAAAUGUCUUCAUUCGGGAAACUACAACUUUGAUGGCACAUAUGAAUUGACUCAUAAUUAUUGUAACUUAUGGUUCGCUGAAUGAAUGGAUCUUUCAAGCAUUAUAACUUUAGGUAGUGUACCUAAAAUAGUUUACUUCAUAAGUGAAAA